UUCAACAUCAGAGUGGGUAGUACAUGGGUGGGCCAGAGACUUUAUAAAUGAAAGGACAAGAAUGAGAGCAGAACAAACUCCUAACAGAAGGAGACUUACUCAUGGCCUAUGAGACGGACGAUCAGGAUACUCAAUACUGCUUUCCUGCCAUUAACUCAUCAUGUAUCAAGGGAAAACGCUCCAUACAUGAAUAUAAUAUCAUGUAUAUGUUUUUUUCAUUGCUGUCAGCAUGGACUGUGUUUCUGAACCUGCUGGUGAUCAUCUCCAUCUCUCACUUCAAGAUGCUCCACACUCCAACCAACAUGCUCAUUCUCUCUCUGGCUGUGGCCGACCUGCUUGUUGGACUUGUUGUCAUGCCCCUUGAGGUGAUCAGGCUCAUUGAGACAUGUUGGUAUUUUGGAGACACUUUCUGUAGACUGUUUUUAUUAAUAAUGGGGCUGCUCUUUUCAGCAUCUCUAAGUAACUUGGUUUUAAUUGCCAUUGAUCGUUUUGUGGCUGUGUGCUACCCUUUACUGUACCCACAGAAAAUCACCACAACUAGAACAUUAAUUACCAUCUGUGUUUGCUGGUUUUGCUCUUCAGCUUAUAACAUUGCAAUUGUUUUCAGUAUGUCAAACAGGAAAUUUGCAUGUUAUGGAGAAUGUACAAUUAUCAUUACUUUUGCCUGGGCAGUCACUGAUCUUUUCUUUUCUUUCUUGUUUCCCUGUACCGUGAUAAUAACGUUAUAUUUGAGGAUAUUCUAUGUUGCACUUCAACAAGUGAAAGUUAUAAACUCUCUGGUGAAGGCUGGAAAAUGUGUAACAGAAGGUUCUGUCUGUAGAAAAUCUGAGAGCAAGGCUGCUCUAACAUUAGGAAUCAUUGUGAUAGUUUAUCUGUUUUGUUGGAUCCCAUUCUUUAUUUUGUCUCUUACACAGCAAACAGAAAUGGCUUCCACUACGGCCUAUGCUCUAUUAUGGCUUUUGUAUAUUAAUUCAGGUCUGAAUCCUCUUAUCUAUGCUUUAUUUUACCCAUGGUUUAAAAUGUCUGUUAAACAUAUUCUAACUCUUAGAAUAUUUAAGACAGCAUCAUUUGUUGGACUUGCCUAUAAUAACAAUUAGGGUUUUGGAAUUACUGCCAUUGUUUAAUCACAAAUGGGUAAGUCUGCAUGCUGCACAGAUAUUAAUAGGAUCCCCAAGUGUACAUAUCCAAAAUAAAUUAAAAAAUGACUAUAAUUUAACUUCAAAAUGUUAUGUAAUCGAUGGAUCAGACUGUGUAUUUCUUUCUGAUUCUGUUAGUACAGAAAAAGAGGUCAAAUGAACAAACACACUUGUCACUGCAUCUAUGACAAAACAGUCCACCUGAUAUUUCUUUCUGAGAGGCCCACACUGUUGUAAUGAGUAAAAAAAAAAAAAGUACUUUAAAAUAAAUGAUUUAUUAGUUGAAGGUGAUGACGUGGGAGAGUUGAGACAGACUGAACCAUUGGCAGUGGAAUACUUGAGUUGAGUGGAAUACUUGAGAAAAUAAUAAUUAAAUAUUUGCUGAAUUAAAGUACAUCAGAACGGGCAUUUAAUGGAUAAGGCAGCAGGACAUAAAUGAAAACACAGAGAGCAAAACAAAUGCUAAACAAUUACCAGUACCAAUGUAACAGGGUUGUCUCUGUGUUGCAUUUAAUAAAUGCCUCAACUAACAUGUCUCAGACAUUCAGGUGGA
Messenger RNA from Xyrauchen texanus (razorback sucker), 1689 nucleotides. RefSeq names its product trace amine-associated receptor 13c-like. Gene Ontology annotation, molecular function: trace-amine receptor activity. Gene Ontology annotation, biological process: G protein-coupled receptor signaling pathway. The coding region runs from base 102 to 1097 and encodes 331 amino acids. The record is from RefSeq and is a predicted model, not a curated record. Gene Ontology annotation, cellular component: membrane. The transcript has a single exon. NCBI's taxonomy places the organism in Eukaryota, Metazoa, Chordata, Actinopteri, Cypriniformes, Catostomidae.